This is a messenger RNA of Meleagris gallopavo (turkey), 1368 nucleotides long. The record is from RefSeq and is a predicted model, not a curated record. Lineage: Eukaryota; Metazoa; Chordata; Aves; Galliformes; Phasianidae.
AUGAUUGCUGAAUGUACAAUAAGUGUUCUCUCAGUAUGUUUUUUCUGUUUUUCCCCUUCUAGAAGUCUAGAAAAACGUGGAACAGUGAGUAAAAGGAGCAAGGAAUUAAAAGAAGUUAUCUUUGUCAUCCAGAGUCAAAGCAAUUCCUUUCAUUCCAAGAGAGCAGAAGAUCUAAAAAGAGAUAUUUUAAAACAGACUGCAGAUCUUGGAAAGGAAUUACCGACUGUGCUGCUUAUUCAUCAGAUGGACAGGCAUGAAGGUGCAUGGACCAUAUUACCACUAAUGAAAGAUUUCUCUGUUGCCUAUGGUAGGAACUCCUCAUGGAUUUUCUUCUGUGAAGAAGAUACAAGAAUACAAGUUGUAAAGCUGCUAGAAAUACUUAGAAGAUUUGACACCUCUAAGGAGUGGUUUUUAGGUAAAGCAUUACAUGAUGAAGAAUCUACAAUAAUUCACCACUAUGCCUUUGCUGAAAAUCCUACAGUCUUUAAAUUUCCAGACUUUGCUGCUGGUUGGGCACUUAGCAUUCCGCUCGUUAACAAGCUUGCAACUAAGUUGAAAAGUGAACCACUCAAGUCAGACUUUACAAUAGAUUUAAAACAUGAGAUUGCCCUGUAUAUUUGGCAGAAAGGGGAUGGACCACAUCUUACUCCAGUGCCUGAAUUCUGCACAGGUGAUGAAAGCUCAGAUAGGGUUGAUCAGUGUGCAACAACAUUCAGUAACUUUAUUCCACUUUGUGUAAGGAGAGCCAGUAAAAAAGAAGAUGUCUUUGUUGCUGUAAAAACAUGUCGGAAAUUUCAUGGAGACAGAAUACCAGUUGUAAAGCAGACUUGGGAAAGAGAAGCUGCGCUUAUUGAAUACUACAGUGAUUACAGAGACAUCUCCAUUCCUACUGUAGAUUUAGGUGUACCUAAUACUGAAAGAGGUCACUGUGGGAAAACUUUUGCCAUUUUGGAAAGGUAUUUGAAUCAUAGCUCUCCCAGAACUCCGUGGUUAGUCAUAGUGGAUGAUGACACACUGAUAAGUAUCUUCAGGCUCCGAAAACUGCUCAGCUGCUAUGACCCAAAUGAACCAGUAUUUCUUGGAGAGCGAUAUGGUUACGGCUUGGGAACAGGAGGAUAUAGUUAUAUCACUGGAGGAGGAGGAAUGGUUUUCAGCAGAACAGCUGUUCAGAGGCUGCUUGCUAGUAAGUGCCGGUGUUACAGCAUGGAUGCACCUGAUGAUAUGGUCCUGGGGAUGUGUUUCAGUGGCUUAGGAAUCCCUAUAACACACAGUCCGCUAUUCCAUCAGGUCAGAGAGUUAUUUUUACUAGUGCUUAAAAUAUAUUUUGUUCUUUUAAUUGUAUGCACAAAAUAAGAGUCAUAAAUAUUA